Molecule: messenger RNA, 4240 nt
Organism: Salvelinus namaycush (lake trout)
Lineage: Eukaryota; Metazoa; Chordata; Actinopteri; Salmoniformes; Salmonidae
Product: tubulin polyglutamylase TTLL4-like
Exons: 16
Coding region: 832-4233 (1133 amino acids)
Biological process (GO): protein polyglutamylation; microtubule cytoskeleton organization
Cellular component (GO): cilium
Molecular function (GO): tubulin binding; tubulin-glutamic acid ligase activity
Source: RefSeq, a predicted model, not a curated record
AUCAGUAGAAUAUGUCUUGUUGAUGUCAAAUAAAUAAGACAAGUUUUUAAUAAUACAUUAUGAAAUGUAACUAAUAUAGACCCGUGUUUUGGGAUCAUUUCAUUAAUUGAAGUUCUGGAAAUGUGUCAAUACCGAUCUGCCUCAGUUUGUGGUUGUUAGGAGGCAACGAUGAAGGGUUAAGGGAACUUUAGCGCUGCGAGACUACACUUUAUUUGGGGGUGAAAAGCACAACCAACACCACCACUGCUGCUGUUGCGCCACGCAUUGGGCCCAGAUAAAUCCAUGCCAGGAGGGUGUGAGAUGGCUCUUGAUGUCUUCUAAUUUGAGCUGAAGACUAGUUGAAAACACGGGCCUCCUGCUCCCGGUCAUCAACCCUCAUUAUUCGAGCCAAGUCUACAGUGUUUCAUACGGCUAACAGUCACACUAGUCCCCUUAGCCCCAGAGAGAAGCCUCUUCAGUACUCUUGUCAGUGUCUCCCGGCGUUGCCAGUGACUCUAUAGGCCAGCUGAAUGUGAGGGUGGAUCAAACUCAGAAGAACCAGCUUCAUAGUGCCUCAGGGAAACCCCUCUACAACGUGCCUUCAACCUUUCUGUGCCUGCAGCCACUAAACUAGCUAACAAGCCACAGUGUCCUGGUAGCUCUGACGUUAUCUCAUACGGACAUAACCCUGCUGUGUUGGAGCCAACCGUUCACAGUUACAGGCACGGAUCCUGGCCCCGCAAAAGAGCCUUGUCACUCCAGCCUGCGCCCUAUCCCACGUGUCCAUCUCCACCAAAGGCAGAACGCAUCUUAAACUCAGCGUCACAGCCUGCUGAAAGCACCACCACCAGCAUGCCCACCAACCAGUCAGUCUCCUGGACCAGUGGCAAGCUGAGAGACAAUAGCAAAGGGUUUAUGAGGCCCACUAUGGGUAAAGUGCCUUCCCGUCCCAGACAAGAGACUACCCAGACAAGAGACUCAGCAAUACCUUUGUCCCCCCUGACCCAGUCAGAUUCCUAUUGCCGUGGGGGGGACAAUGUGGACGGUAAAACACAGGCUAUGUUCACACACACACCCCACCCCCCCAACACUGUUCCUUUUCAGGAUAGAUCAGCCCACCACCUUGCUGUGGCACAGAAUCAGAUCUGGAAGCUUCAGGACCCAUGUCAGUUUGAAAGCCUGGUGGCAGCAGAAAUGGAGGGGGCGGACCACCCCCAGAGGCUGGGGUGUUGUCCUGUUGGCCACGGAACUCCUGGAACUCCUCCUAACACACCGGCAGAGAGAAUCAGGAAGUUCAACUCUGAGUUGGAGUUCACUGAGACUGUGAGGAAGCUGACACAGUCACGAGACGCGCUCGCCCCUCAUCCCAGGAACGAGACUGUUAACGGAGUUACUACUGGACCCUCAGGGUCCAACAUGGAUCCAGUCAAGAUGGACAAAGUCGUGACUACUAGCUCUGUCUCAGUCAUCCACAGCCUUGCUCCAGCCAAACCCUCUGUACCACUCUGCCUUACUAAGAGAGACCAGGAGACGGAGCCCUCUGUCUCUCCCGUGUCCAUGGAGACCUCCAGUGCCUUCAGCCUCGACAGCAACGCCACAACAACAAACAGUAGGAGCACAGCAGCCUCCAUGGCACCUCUACCCCACGCAGGGAUGACUCUAACCCAGUCCCCUACCCAGGCCAGUGCCACAGCUAGUUCUGGUGCAGGGAUGACUCUAACCCAGUCCCCUACCCAGGCCAGUGCCACAGUUAGUUCUGGUGCAGGGAUGACUCUAACCCAGUCCCCUACCCAGGCCAGUGCCACAGCUAGUUCUGGUGCAGGGAUGACUCUAACCCAGUCCCCUACCCAGGCCAGUGCCACAGCUAGUUCUGGUGCAGGGAUGACUCUAACCCAGUCCCCUACCCAGGCCAGUGCCACAGUUAGUUCUGGUGCAGGGAUGACUCUAACCCAGUCCCCUACCCAGGCCAGUGCCACAGCUAGUUCUGGUGCAGGGAUGACUCUAACCCAGUCCCCUACCCAGGCCAGUGCCACAGCUAGUUCUGGUGCAGGGAUGACUCUAACCCAGUCCCCUACCCAGGCCAGUGCCACAGCUAGUUCUGGUGCAGGGAUGACUCUAACCCAGUCCCCUACCCAGGCCAGUGCCACAGUUAGUUCUGGUGCAGGGAUGACUCUAACCCAGUCCCCUACCCAGGCCAGUGCCACAGCUAGUUCUGGUGCAGGGAUGACUCUAACCCAGUCCCCUACCCAGGCCAGUGCCACAGUUAGUUCUGGUGCUAGUUCCAUCCCAGAGAACACUGAGGUGGGUUCUGAGUCGUGUUCAGGGUCUACUCAGAGUUGGAGGCCUUCUGUCACCUCGGUAACGACCCAGAUAUCUGCCUUACACCUGACCAAGGAGAGGAGUGUCCUGUCUCUACAGGGGGGGCACAGCAACAGCCCCUCCCAGUCCCUACCUGCCCUGGAAGAGGAACAGCAGGCUACUGAGUCACCUCAGCUCCCCAGUCCAGAGAGUGUUGCCAUGCAGGAGGAUGGAGACGCAAGGGAUGAAGAGUUUCCUGAUGAUGAGCUGGAUGACUGCAGUGGUGGUGGUGAUGAUGAUGAUGAUGAUGAUGGCUCUGACUGCUCCUCUAUAAACGAUGCCUCAUCCACAGCCUCCAUGCCCGUCCAUGUAGCAGAUGAGGAGCAGAUGAGCCCUGAAUUAGAGGAAGAGGUGAAGCCAGCUUUGAUUCCCAGCAUGUUCCCCCUCAUCCCCCCCACGCUGUACUUCAGCACUGCCAACCAGAGAGUGGAGUCCCUGCCACCAGAACAGAGGAAGCUUCUCAAAUGGAAGAUGAGCACUGUGACUCCCACUGUGGUCAAACACACCAUCGCCAGGUCACACUUUAAAGUCACUCAGAAAAGUCAUGAUUGGCUUGGCUGCUGGGGUCAUCAUAUGAAAUCGCCUGGAUUCAAGGCCAUCAGGGAAUACCAGAAGUUGAACCACUUCCCCGGCUCGUUCCAGAUCGGCCGUAAGGACCGUCUGUGGAGGAACCUGUCCAAGAUGCAGGCUCAGUUUGGUAAGAGGGAGUUCAGCUUCUUCCCUCGCUCCUUCGUUCUUCCUCAGGACGUCAAGCUGCUGAAGAAGGCCUGGGAGGACAGUGGUUGCAGGCAGAAAUGGAUCAUCAAACCGCCUGCGUCUGCUCGGGGUAUUGGGAUCCAGGUUAUUCACAAGUGGAGUCAGAUGCCACGCAAGAGACCGCUCCUAGUGCAGAAGUAUCUCCACAAGCCCUACCUCAUCAGUGGGAAUAAGUUUGACCUCCGUAUCUAUGUGUACGUGACGUCUUACGACCCGCUCCGUGUUUACAUCUUCCAAGACGGACUCGUCCGCUUCGCCAGCGUCAAGUAUUCCUCUUCUGUGAAAAGCCUUAGCAACAAGUUCAUGCACCUGACCAACUACAGCGUCAACAAGAAGAACUCUGACUAUCAGAACAAUGACAGUGACAAGACCUGCCAGGGACACAAGUGGGCUCUGAAGGCACUGUGGCACUACCUAGGCUCGAAGGGAGUUGACACUACGCUGAUCUGGGAGGAGAUUAAGGACAUUGUCAUCAAGACCAUCAUUGCGUCUGACCCGUACGUCAACACGCUAGUCAAGAUGCACCUGCGCUCCUCCUACAGCUGUCAUGAGCUGUUUGGCUUUGACGUUAUGCUGGAUGAGAACCUCAAGCCUUGGGUUCUGGAGGUCAAUAUAUCUCCAAGCCUCCACUCCAGCACCUCUCUGGACGUGACCAUAAAGGGCCAGAUGAUCAGAGAUGUGUUAAACCUGGCGGGUUUCCUUCUGCCUCAGAGAGAAGAGGUGCACCCGUCCUUCAGUUCCUCCGGCAGCUCCUCCAGCAGUUUGAGUGGAGGAACCCGGGAGAGAACCAGAUCGGAUAUUUCUACUGAUGAGAAAGUCAAACGGGCCUUCUACCUGAGCCAGCGCUUUGCAGACCAGGACUUCUUCUCCUCCAUCCUGGACGUUAUGACUCCAGAGGACGUGCGUGUCCUGGCUGAGACGGAGGACGAGCUGAGCAGGAAGGGAGAGUUUGAACGAGUGUUCCCGUCCCACUGCUCCUCACGAUACCUGCGCUUCUUCAAACACCCACGCUACCUCAACAUCCUGCUCAACCAGUGGGAGACCAAGUACGGACAGAACAGGAGAGAAGGUACGUCUGACUGGAUCCGUCUCAACUUUUCCCUUUAUGGUGGAGUUAUUUUGACCAGGGCUCGUAGGUAGUGACUAU